UGUCAUCUGAGGAAUUAUUGAUGAAGGAGCAGAUCAGAGAAGAGAUAAUCGCGGCUAAAAUCGCUCGGCGCAGGGUGCUCGAAGCGGAAGUGAGGAGAGAGCUGAUGGUUGAGCGAGAGAUGGCCAUGCGGAGGCACACGACCACGGGCUUGUCAUUGGAGGAGCUAUUGACAAUGCGGUUCGACUCGAGGCUGCCACCGACGUACCCAUCUGACGGGAGGGCAUUUCCUAUUCAUGGUAGCAGGUUUGAUAUGUUUCCAACGUCACUAUCAACAGAAGCUAUGAAGCUCGAUAUCAAGCCUCCAUCAGAGAUUAACAAGGCCAAGCCCGAACCAAAUCUUUCUGGAGCAGAGGAGAAAGCAGUGAAACCAUCAGUAGGAGGCCCUAGUGAGCUCCCAAUAAUUGGUUUGAAGAAGGGCCCCAAGAAGGUGUGGAGUUGUGCCCUGUGUCAUAUUAGUACCACAAAUGAGAGAUGUCUGAGGGAACACUUUCAAGGAAAGAAGCACAAGGCUAAAGAAAGAAGGUGGGCUUAGAACGGGCAAGAUUGCCAGCUCAAAAUCACUGCCAAAGGAAUGUACCAAGCCUUGAUAUUAUUCUAUAGGUUAUUUGGUAAAAACUAUGUGAUC
Molecule: messenger RNA, 626 nt
Organism: Juglans regia (Persian walnut)
Lineage: Eukaryota; Viridiplantae; Streptophyta; Magnoliopsida; Fagales; Juglandaceae
Exons: 2
Coding region: 21-533 (170 amino acids)
Source: RefSeq, a predicted model, not a curated record